AUGGCGAAGAGGUCGCGCAGUGAGGAUGAGGAUGAUGACCUUCAGUAUGCUGAUCAUGAUUAUGAAGUACCCCAACAAAAAGGAUUAAAGAAACUCUGGAACAGAGUAAAAUGGACAAGAGAUGAGGAUGAUAAGCUAAAGAAGUUGGUUGAGCAACAUGGAACUGACGAUUGGACUCUAAUUGCUAGUCAUCUUCAGAAUCGUUCUGAUUUUCAGUGCCAGCAUCGAUGGCAGAAAGUUUUAAAUCCAGAAUUGAUAAAGGGUCCUUGGACUAAAGAAGAAGAUCAGAGGGUUAUUGAAUUAGUUCAGAAAUAUGGCCCAAAAAGAUGGUCUUUGAUUGCAAAACAUUUAAAAGGAAGAAUAGGCAAGCAGUGUAGAGAACGAUGGCAUAAUCAUCUGAAUCCCGAGGUAAAGAAAUCUUCCUGGACAGAAGAGGAGGACAGGAUCAUUUAUGAAGCACAUAAGCGGUUGGGAAAUCGUUGGGCAGAAAUUGCCAAACUACUUCCUGGAAGGACUGAUAACUCUAUUAAAAACCAUUGGAAUUCUACUAUGCGAAGAAAAGUGGAACAAGAGGGCUAUUUACAAGAUGGAAUAAAAUUAGAACGAUCUUCAUCUAAACUUCAACACAAACCUUGUGCGACAAUGGACCAUUUGCAAACCCAGAAUCAAUUUUACAUACCUGUUCAGAUCCCGGGCUAUCAGUAUGUGUCACCUGAAGGCAAUUGUAUAGAACAUGUUCAGACUUCUGCCUUUAUUCAGCAACCCUUUGUUGAUGAAGAUCCUGAUAAGGAAAAAAAAAUAAAGGAACUUGAGUUGCUUCUUAUGUCAGCUGAGAAUGAAGUUAGAAGAAAGCGAGUUCCAUCGCAGCCUGGAAGCUUUUCUACCUGGUCUGGUAGUUUCCUCAUAGAUGAUAGCACAUCCAAUACUCUGAACAGCCUCGAGGAGCACUCUAGUGAGAUUUACAGUUUGGAUGAAAAUCAGACAAUGGCUGCUCAGCAGAAUUCACCCACAAAGUUCCUGGCCGUAGAGGCAAAUGCUGUGCUGUCCUCUCUACAGACCAUCCCAGAAUUUGCAGAGACUCUAGAACUUAUUGAAUCUGAUCCUGUAGCGUGGAGUGAUGUCACCAGCUUUGAUCUUACUGGUGCCACUGCUUCUCCUGUCAAGUCCACUCCAGUUAAACUGAUGCGAAUUCAGCACAACGAAGGCGCCAUGGAAUGUCAGUUUAAUGUCAGCCUUGUACUUGAAGGGAAAAAAAACAGUUGCAGUGGUGCAGAAAGUGAGGCGGUUCCUUUAACAUCCCCAAAUGUGGCCAAGUUUAGUACUCCACCAACCAUUCUCAGAAAGAAGAGAAGAACGCGAAUGGGUCAGUCCCCAGGCAGUGAACUUAGUGAUGGCACGUUCAGCGAUGGCAGUAAUACAGCAUUAAAACACACACCGGUGAAAACACUACCAUUUUCUCCUUCUCAGUUUUUCAACACAUGCUCUGGAAAUGAACAAGUUAAUAUAGAGAAUCCUUCAUUUACAUCAACCCCUAUUUGUGGGCAGAAAGUUCUUAUUACAACUCCUCUUCAUAAGGAAACAACUCCCAAAGAUCAAAAGGAAAAUGUAGGGUUUAGAACACCUACGAUUAGAAGAUCUAUAUUGGGUACCACACCAAGAACUCCUACUCCUUUUAAAAAUGCGCUAGCUGCUCAGGAGAAAAAAUAUGGACCGCUAAAAAUUGUGUCACAGCCACUUGCCUUUCUGGAAGAAGAUAUUCGGGAAGUUUUAAAAGAAGAAACUGGAACGGACAUAUUCCUCAAAGAGGAAGAUGAACCUGUUUACAAAAGCUGCAAACAAGAGCAUACUGCUUCUGUGAAGAAAGUCAGAAAAUCACUAGUUUUGGAUAAUUGGGAAAAAGAAGAACCAGGUCCUCAACUAUUGACUGAAGACAUUCCAGACACACAGUCAGAAAAUAUAUUUACAACAUCUUUAUUAAUGAUACCAUUAUUGGAAAUACAUGACAAUAGGUGCAACUUGACUCCUGAAAAACAAGAUAUAAAUUCAACCAACAAAACAUAUACACUUAAUAAAAAGAAACCAAACCCUAACACUUCCAAAGUUGUCACAUUGGAAAAGAAUCUUCAGUCAAACUGUGAAUGGGAAACAGUGGUUUAUGGGAAGACAGAAGACCAACUCAUCAUGACUGAACAAGCAAGAAGAUACUUGAGCACUUACACAGCUACCAGCAGCACUUCAAGAGCUCUCAUACUGUAA
Messenger RNA from Pipistrellus nathusii (Nathusius's pipistrelle), 2256 nucleotides. Lineage: Eukaryota; Metazoa; Chordata; Mammalia; Chiroptera; Vespertilionidae. The record is from the annotation of a GenBank genome assembly.